AUGUGUCAAAUAAUUUUCGUUUUUAUACUGUUAUUGGUGACAACAAAAGCAACGGUGUAUAAUGAGUUAGAAUUUACAUCGGCUUUUGACAAUGAGCUAUACGAGAGAGUUAUAGAUGAUCAGAAGUGUGAAGAGCAGUUGGAAUAUUUGGCUAGAAAUUUUUCGGUAACUCUGGAAUUUAUAGAUUCUAGUGGAAAAAUUCCAAAUGGUAUCCUACUAGGAAACUUGGCGGACUUUGGAAACUAUCAUCAAUGUCUUGGAAUCGAUCAUUUAACGGACGAUUUACAUAUAGAAGGAAAAUACUGUAUGAUAAGGGUUCCAUUAAAUCUGGGAAUUGGAUCAAUCGCUCCAUCAAGAUUUUCAAAUGUUGAUGAUAAUUAUUAUGCGUCAGUAUUUGACGAAAAAAUGAUCGCCAAACUAAAUCAUCUUAAUAGAGUGAAGAACCAAGCUGAUUUAAUGUUGAAUGGAAAGACCUUAUCGUCGUCCAGAUCGUCUACUCCUGCUUUAGCUUUGACAUUGGGCGUAUGUGUUCCUAAAGUAUGCAGAUCAACGCAAGUUUUCAAUGUCUUGUAUAACAGUAGUUUCGCUAUUAGCGAACAAUAUUGCCGUUUGCCUAAUGACAAACCUAUGAGUGCGGCAGAUUAUGUGGCUAUCGCAAUAUUUUCAGUAAUAUUACUGAUAACUAUAAUAAGUACAUCCUAUACUGGUUAUCAAGUUUUUGUAUUGAAGAAAGAAUAUUCUGAACUCAACCCAUUUUAUAGUUUAUUCUCAGUUCAAACUAAUAGCAAAAUGUUGUUUUAUACUAAAAACCCAACUGGGACAAUAGAAUGUAUGGAUGGAAUCCGCGCUAUAUCUAUGUUCUGGGUGGUUGUUGGUCACACUUACUUCUUAAGCAAUCAUUUGUACCUAACUAAUGGCAUAGCUGCCUUACAAUGGUUCAGAUUAUUCACUAGUGUUUGGGUAAACUCGGCGCCGUUGGCUGUCGAUACGUUUCUCACGCUUAGUGGAUUGCUCUGCGUUUACACCGUUAUCGGGAAGAUAAAUCAACGCCAGUUUCUAAAAACUCUGCAUCUUUUUUAUUUAAACCGUCUUCUCCGGAUGUUUCCACUCUUGGCUGCAGUGAUACUUCUCCAAGCUUCUUUCAUCCAUAGAUUAUCUGAUGGUCCAGUGUGGACAAAUGUUGCAACAGCAACAGAACAAUGUCGUAUACGAUGGUGGGCAGCGUUGUUGCAUGUGCAGAAUUAUAUUCGACCUUUAAUUAUAUGUUUGGGACCGACUUGGUAUUUGUCAGUGGAUAUUCAGCUCUACGUCGUGAGCCCUUUAAUUCUUCUGUGGUUGUUUGGUAGCAAAAUUUUCGCUUGGUGUUCCCUUGUUGCAGCCGUUUUCAUAUCGUUAGGUGUAACAAGUGCUUAUUGUUUUAUAUAUAACUUCCGCGGCUCUGUUAUUAAUCCAUUUCGAGCAAACGAAGAAAAUUAUCUGGCAGAUUUUUACGUGAACACGCUAACGCGUGCUGCCCCAUUUUUCAUUGGAAUGGUGUUUGGAUACCUCAUGCAACAACUUAAAGAGAAAACACUUCAAUUAAAACAGAGCUUUAUAGCGGCGGCAUGGGCAUUAGCAUUCGCGUUUAUGGCCUUCUGCAUUUUCAGCGUAUACCCAGUUUUGCAAGUCGAUUAUGAUAAUCAAACAUUUGACAAUAUUCUCAAUUCGUACAUGAGAAGCAUAUGGGCAUUGGCUUUGGGCUGGUUAAUCUUUGCCUGUCACCGCGGAUAUGGAGGUCCAAUUAAUUGGUUUCUUUCACAUCAAAUAUGGAAAGUACCUGCUCGGAUAUCAUACGCCAUGUUCCUCAUACACUACCCCAUUAUAAUGGUCGCGAAUGGCAGUAUGACAUCACCCUACUAUUUCACAGAUGGUCAUACUAUAUAUCGUGCAAUGUCUGAUGUAAUGUUCACGUUUGGAGCAGCGCUUGUUCUUUGUAUUAUCAUCGAUAUUCCUUUCUCCAUUCUGCUAAAAUUUUUAAUCGGGAAAGGUAAAAAGUCUAACAGGAAACCUAAGUCUGAAUCUCAAACAAUAAUAGUAAAAAUCACUGAAAAUGAAGAAAAAGUAAAUUAAUUGUAAAUUAGUGAAUAUUAGUAAUUAUGUACUUCGUUCCAUGGCUUAAUUGGCUAAAGCACCGACAU
Messenger RNA from Melitaea cinxia (Glanville fritillary), 2177 nucleotides. Its product is annotated as nose resistant to fluoxetine protein 6-like. Lineage: Eukaryota; Metazoa; Arthropoda; Insecta; Lepidoptera; Nymphalidae. The coding region runs from base 1 to 2109 and encodes 702 amino acids. The transcript is spliced from 13 exons. Gene Ontology annotation, molecular function: acyltransferase activity, transferring groups other than amino-acyl groups. The record is from RefSeq and is a predicted model, not a curated record.